GAGGAUUUCGCAAACCGAUCAACCGCUCACCCACCCGCAACUCUUUCCCUCCACUCGUGCGGUCGUGCCACCGGCCGCGCUCCAUGCCUCCGCCGCCGCCGCAGGCGCCGGCGUUCCACCUCCACCUCCGCCUCUCCCUCCACCCACCCCACCAUAUCUCCUCCCACAACUGCCCCUCCCGCUUCCCCUCCGCCACUACGUCCCGCCCCUACGCCGCUCGCCCCCUCUCGCUCCCCCUCCGCCGCAGUGGCCUCCUCCCCCUUUGCGCCGCGCAUGGCGAGGCCGAGGCCGCGGGGAAGGGGGCGGAUGGGUCCAAGGAGGAGCUGCGGCGUCUGCUGGAGCUGCUCCCGGUUGAGCUUCGCCGGCGUGUGGAAACCCACCCGGAGCUCCCGGCGCUAGUGGAGGUGGUCAUGGACCUCGGCCGGCCCCCGCUCGCGCGCUUCCCCUCCGGCGACUUCCUCCUCUCCCACCGCCCCAUAUCCUUCGACGACCUCCGCCACGCCACCUCCCAGGUUGGGGACUUCGGAGCGGACAACCGUGCCGGAAUCAGCCGGACACUGCACCGGAUCAGCGCGAUUCGGAACAGGAAAGGUGUCAUCAUAGGCCUCACUUGCCGUGUUGGGCGGGCAGUGCCUGGAAGUGCUAAUUUGCUUCAGGAUUUGGUUGAGGAUGGUGGGUCAUUGCUGCUCAUCGGCCCACCGGGGGUAGGGAAGACUACUGUCAUAAGAGAAAUUGCCCGCAUUCUAGCUGAUGAUUAUAAGAAACGAGUGAUGAUUGUUGACACAUCUAAUGAGAUUGGAGGGGAUGGUGAUAUUCCUCACCCAGGAAUAGGCAAUGCUCGUAGGUUGCAAGUGCCAAACCAAGACAUGCAGCAUAAGGUAUUGAUAGAAGCUGUGGAAAACCAUAUGCCCCAGGCAAUCGUUAUUGAUGAAAUUGGAACUAAACUAGAUGCUAUGGCUGCUAGCACCAUUGCACAGAGGGGCAUACAGCUUGUUGCGACUGCCCAUGGCGUAACAAUAGAGAACCUGAUCAUGAAUCCAUCACUAGAGAUGCUUGUAGGAGGAAUACAGAGUGUCACACUUGGUGAUGAAGAAGCUAACCGGAGAGGGGUUCAGAAAACUGUCCUAGAGCGCAAGGGCCCGUCAACAUUUACGUGUGCCGCAGAGAUUGUCUCCAAAACUGAAUUAUGUGUCCAUCGUAGCUUGGAAGCCACAGUAGAUGCGCUACUUGCAGGAAAGCUGCCUAAUGUUGAAAUUCGUAAGUUGGGUUCAAAGGGAUUGGUGCAGGAAGUUUAUGUGCAAAAGGAACAGUUGCAUCCUGCUCUUUAUGAAAAGACAGUUCAAUUUGAUGGUUAUUCUCUAAGGAAGGCCAGAACAAGCUUGGACUCUGCAUUUAAGCUUGAUUCUGCAGAAGGACAUAUAGAGAGGUCAAAUGAAGCUGACGCUAGCUUGAAUAUAUACGCUUAUGGGAUCUCCGAGUCGACUGCCUUGCAAGCCAUUAAACAACUGGAGUUGGAGGACAUUGUUACUUUAACUUAUAAUAUCAGUGAAGCUGAUGCAGUGAUUGCAUUACAAUCAAAACUCAAGAAGAACUCUCAGAUUCAGGCUGCAAUUGAAUCUCAAGAUAUACCAGUUUUCUUCAUUAAGAUAAACUCCUUGGUGCAAAUCACUAGGGCACUUCGUGCCCUUGUUGAUGAUCACAUGGAUGAGUUGAUAGAUUUUGAAGAUAAGGAAGAAGUACGAUCGUCAGAGGAAACUGAUGCUCUGGAGGAAGCAAGAUUGGCAAUUGAGCAAGUAGUGAUCCCAAAAGGGGAGAGUGUGCAGCUGCUGCCCAGGCCAUCAAGUAUUAUUUCCUCCCAAGUGGAUCUCAUCGAAAGUUUCAGUCUCAAGUGGGAAGUUGUAGGCCAGGAGCCUAACGCACACGCGAGGAUUCUUCCACACUUAACGGUGAAAGAAGUUACCGCUGUUGAGCAAGAACCCGCAACCGAGCUUACAGAUUCAGACACCUCUGAUGAGACGGAUAAUACCAAGAAUGUUGUCACCAGGCUACCUUUCCUCCCCGAGUAGCAUCUUUUUAGUUCUUUGGCUGCGUCGUUGUACCUAGCUGUAUAUUCCUCUUUGCAGCACUUCUCUAUCAUUGAUACCCUGGUAACUUUCAUCAGAAAGCUACUUUGUUUACAUACGGCGAUAGUGCUGCUCUACGCACAGUCGCAUACAGAUCUGUAACAACUCAGAACCUGCCAACGUUCAGACCAUUUUACAGCAUUCUGAGCUGGUGUUGGUGGUAUCAUAGGCUCAUAGCCAUGCGUAUUAUUUCCUACUACA
Messenger RNA from Phragmites australis (common reed), 2324 nucleotides. Its product is annotated as protein SEEDLING PLASTID DEVELOPMENT 1-like. The transcript has 9 exons. The record is from RefSeq and is a predicted model, not a curated record. Bases 84 to 2066 code for a protein of 660 amino acids. Gene Ontology annotation, molecular function: ATP hydrolysis activity. NCBI's taxonomy places the organism in Eukaryota, Viridiplantae, Streptophyta, Magnoliopsida, Poales, Poaceae.